Molecule: messenger RNA, 489 nt
Organism: Suillus discolor
Lineage: Eukaryota; Fungi; Basidiomycota; Agaricomycetes; Boletales; Suillaceae
Exons: 1
Source: RefSeq, a predicted model, not a curated record
AUAGCAGAUGGCCUUAGUAGGCAAUGGGAGGGUCAGCCGCGAGAUGCAGGACUACGAGACAGGAGUACUUGGACAGUCAGUGAGGACUGGGAAACGGAAACAGGUUUGAUUAAUGAUAUUCUACUAACCUCUACGAUAGACGAACAAACGGUGAAAAGUCUCCUCAAAUGUUUUACUAACGAACCAAUUUUUCUAGAAGUUACAGAGUCAAUAGCACAGGUCAACUCGAACAAACCAUUAAGAGAUCGUAAAUUUGCGCACCAUCAAGCAUUGGAGUACCUAAUCGAAAACGGGAAACUAUGGAGGUUGCGCGGAGGAACGACAGUUAGAGCUCGAAGCAGGACAGAGUGUGUUACCCAGGAAGAAGCUGAGCAAAUGGCAACAACGCAACAUGAACAGAUGGGACAUUGGGGGAGAGACACUAUCAAAAUAGCACUCACGGACCGAAUAUGCAGCCCCAAACUCGACGCAUCAAUCAUGAAAGCUAUA